Somion occarium is the source of this 1051-nucleotide messenger RNA. The record is from the annotation of a GenBank genome assembly. Lineage: Eukaryota; Fungi; Basidiomycota; Agaricomycetes; Polyporales; Cerrenaceae.
AACCAACCGCCAUUCCUCACUCUGUCACUAUCGAUAUUACCAUCGUAGAGCUAUCCAAUUUAUGACACCCCUCUCAUUCUUCAAGUCGUUUUACGAAUGGAUGUCUAAGCCUGACCCAGGCAGUCGACCGCCGUAUGAUCCCUUCGAUGAGGAAGGGCAGGCUAACAUAGUCAUCCCUAUUGCUCUCAAUAACGCCGUCGUUCUCGCAAAUGUUUCCGCGAAUUGCGGUCGGAAGAGACGCGAGCUCCCCAUACCGCUCAAAGAAAUAUGGAACGACAGUUCAAUGCACUCUAGGAGGGGAUCUAGGUUUUCCUCGACAGACCGCCCCACUCGCGAGCCCAGAGGGGCAGUCGCAAGCACACUGACGAGCAGUGUGUGCGAGUCGGUUGGCAUCGAUGGCGUGCCUGUUCCCCCACUCAGUCUUAUGACCAACUCGCCAACGGAAAUCUUACCCUCGGACACAGUACAGACGCCAUCAGGCGAACAAAACAUCGUCUGCGCUCCCAGAGUGCUUUAAACUGUACGUCAUCCAAGUCUUCUCUGACGUUUUACGUUCUUCUGAUCCCUCGCUUGCGACUGUUAUCAGCCUCGUUUUCCUAUCCUUCCGUCAGCCACUUUGUUGUUACGCUAUUCGCGAUGCCUUACAAUAUGUCGUAUUCCCGUCUUUUCUCUCUAUCGCCUUUGGACAUUUCUCCUCCAUCAUUUCACGGAUUGGUUUCGCUUUGGCUCGCUGGUUUGCCGUUACGGUAUGUCUCACUCCAUAUAUCUGCUAGUUCCCUUCUUUGACGGCCAUUCUUAGAUCGUGUAGCAAUGAUUCUUCUGUUGUACGAAAACACAACAUGUAUAUCACUGUCCUCUUCAACGUCAACGUCUCCAAAAUGUAUAAUGGCUUCUAUGAUUUAAUUUUUUUUACUUGCCGUGCUCUCAACCCACGAUGCGUUUCUUCUGGUUAUCGACGUUUGGUUUACUUCGUAUCUCAUUCCUACGGUAUGUCUUGUACUUCCCCCAGACCCCUAUAGAGCCACAUAACUAAUUUACAUCAUACGGCAGU